Molecule: messenger RNA, 462 nt
Organism: Didymodactylos carnosus
Lineage: Eukaryota; Metazoa; Rotifera; Eurotatoria; Philodinida; Philodinidae
Source: the annotation of a GenBank genome assembly
AUGCGGAAGCCGCAUGGUCGUAUUCGUAAUCAGCAUGUCGACGUUGUUAAAUUUGAUUUAUGUAAUUCUAUCACAAGUGAACCAAAACGAUUAAUGGAACAGCCAAGUUCGAAUUUAAAUGCACAAACAUUAUUUACACAACGCGAACAAUUGAUACUCAUGAAAAUUGAUGAGCGUGAUCAUUAUAUCCCAUUGUUAAACGAUCCCGAUUACAUAACUCCUGAUUAUUUGAAUAAAUUACGAAAAGCUACAAAAAUGAUCACUUUUACCAGUUCAAGUUUGAAAACUAGAAAACUAAUAGGGAAAGUAUUGACUCCAUCACCCUUACAAACGACAGAUCAACAAGAUAUUCGACCACGUCGACGUAGUUUGAAAGCAGUGACAAUAGUCACUCGAUUUCACAAUUAUAAUAAGGAUAAUAAGAAUAAUUCAAUAGUGACAAAACAACAAAGAAAAACAUGA